This is a messenger RNA of Bactrocera latifrons, 1666 nucleotides long. RefSeq names its product casein kinase I (gene gish). Gene Ontology annotation, molecular function: ATP binding; protein serine/threonine kinase activity. Gene Ontology annotation, biological process: signal transduction; positive regulation of canonical Wnt signaling pathway; endocytosis. Gene Ontology annotation, cellular component: nucleus; plasma membrane; cytoplasm. The record is from RefSeq and is a predicted model, not a curated record. Lineage: Eukaryota; Metazoa; Arthropoda; Insecta; Diptera; Tephritidae.
AGGCGAAAAUCAAAAUUUCAAUACUUAAUGUCAACGUGUAAUAAUUGUGCGUGUGUUGUUGUUGUUGAAAGCGCAUAAAGCAUGGCGCCGAAAUUUCUAAAAGAUAUAAGGAAAUAUUUUGGUGGUGGAACACAGGCUGCUGGAACAUCAGGUACCGGUGGUGGUGGCGGCGGYGGAGGUGGUGGAGGCGGCGGAACGCGUAACACAACCAGCUCUGGCAACAUGUAUGCCACCCGCCAAGCUGUAGGCGCCUCCACGGGGGUACUUAUGGUCGGACCAAAUUUUCGUGUUGGUAAAAAAAUUGGCUGUGGUAAUUUCGGAGAACUGCGUUUAGGACGACGGAUGUGCUUUUUUGGUGGCAGCGGCAGCGGUGGCAGUGGCAAUGGCAGCGCCAGUUCAARCGGCGCUGAUGCAGCAGGCAAAAAUCUGUACAACAAUGAACACGUAGCAAUAAAAAUGGAGCCUAUGAAGUCAAAGGCUCCACAACUACAUUUAGAGUAUAGGUUUUAUAAACUAUUAGGAUCACAUGAUAAUUGUCCAGAGGGUAUACCGCGUGUGUAUUAUCUGGGCACAUGUGGUGGCCGUUAUAAUGCCAUGGUAUUAGAGUUAUUGGGACUGUCCUUAGAAGAUCUCUUCAAUAUUUGUUCCCGUAAAUUUUCUCUUAAGACUGUACUGAUGAUAUCUAAGCAACUUCUCCACCGGAUCGAAUAUGUUCAUAGUCGGCACUUAAUAUAUAGGGAUGUAAAGCCGGAGAAUUUUCUCAUAGGCAGAACAUCAACGAGACGGGAAAAAAUUAUACACAUAAUUGAUUUCGGUUUGGCCAAAGAAUACAUUGAUUUAGAUACAAAUAGGCAUAUACCAUAUCGGGAGCAUAAAUCUCUCACCGGCACCGCACGUUAUAUGUCAAUAAAUACACAUAUGGGCAGAGAGCAAUCAAGGCGCGAUGAUUUAGAAGCAUUAGGACACAUGUUCAUGUAUUUCUUAAGAGGUUCACUGCCGUGGCAAGGCCUUAAGGCUGAUACACUUAAAGAACGAUAUCAAAAAAUUGGUGAUACAAAACGUGCAACACCCAUUGAGGUGCUUUGCGAUGGACACCCCGAAGAAUUUGCUACAUAUUUACGUUAUGUGCGGCGAUUAGAUUUUUUUGAAACGCCCGAUUAUGAGUUUCUGCGAAGACUGUUUCAAGACUUAUUCGAUCGUAAAGGCUAUGUGGAUGAUGGAGAAUUCGACUGGACAGGGAAGACAAUGACAAAUGCCAAAGGAGGUGUUGCUGCGUGGCCGGAUGUGCCAAAACCAGGCGCCACACUCGGCAAUCUAACACCGGCCGAUCGGCAUGGCUCCGUGCAGCCGAUUGUCAAUCCUUGGUUGCCCCACAAAAAGUUACAGGUUGUGAGUUCCACAAAUGGCGAAUUGAAUGCGGACGAUCCCACAGCUGGCCACUCAAAUACUCCUAUAACGCAGCAGCCCGAAGUGGAGCUUGUCGAUGAAACGAAAUGUUGUUGUUUCUUUAAACGAAAGAAGAAGAAAUCAUCACGUCAAAAAUGACUAGACGGUGUCCAAUGUAGUCCAGAACGCGAAGCGGUCACACUGCUACGCGCCACUUCACAUUCAAAUUCACGGGAUAGCGUAUUGAAUAAUCCAAGUCAGGAUUAUAUACAACAGGCAA